Hemiscyllium ocellatum (epaulette shark) is the source of this 998-nucleotide messenger RNA. RefSeq names its product thioredoxin domain containing 9 (gene txndc9). NCBI's taxonomy places the organism in Eukaryota, Metazoa, Chordata, Chondrichthyes, Orectolobiformes, Hemiscylliidae. Gene Ontology annotation, biological process: microtubule cytoskeleton organization. The transcript has 6 exons. Gene Ontology annotation, cellular component: cytoplasm. Bases 182 to 859 code for a protein of 225 amino acids. The record is from RefSeq and is a predicted model, not a curated record.
UGACCUUUAACCCCAGAGCCAGACAGACACAGGAAGCAGUCGGUGGGUGAAUGUGGCCGGUAUAGAUCGGGUCUCAAUUUUCCAUCAUUUGUGAAGAGCCGAGGCGCUGUUCGAAAGAUUAUUUAUCCUACUCAUUAAUGCUAUUUUGGGAUUGUAUACAGUGUACUCCUAAUUAUCAAGAAUGGCAACCAACCCCUCAGUGGCUAUGCUCAGUAAAGUCCUUGAGCAGCAAAUGCUCCAAACAACUGAGAUAGUGGAACAGCAUCUAGAUACAGAGAUUGAAAAGUUUGAAAAGAUGGAUGCAGAAGAACUAGAAAAACUCAGAGAAAAGAGGCUUGAAUCAAUGAAGAAAGCACAGCAUCAGAAACAGGAAUGGCUUUCUAAGGGCCAUGGUGAAUAUAAGGAGAUUCCCAGUGAAAAAGAUUUUUUUCAAGAGGUUAAAGAGAGUAAAAAUGUGGUUUGCCACUUUUACAGAGAUACCACAUUUAGAUGCAAGAUAGUAGACAAGCACUUAGCAAUUCUGGCUAAAAAGCACAUUGAAACCAAGUUCAUCAAAUUAAAUGCCGAAAAAGCUCCUUUCCUUUCUGAAAGAUUACGAAUCAAAGUAAUCCCAACCAUGGUUUUGGUGAAAGAUGGAAAAGCUAAAGACCACAUAGUUGGGUUUGAUGACCUUGGUUGCACAGACAACUUCACAACUGAAACUUUGGAAUGGCGACUGGGUUGUGCUGCAAUCAUUAAUUACAGUGGAAAUUUGAUGGAACCACCUUUCCAAAUGCAAAGAAGAAGUGGAUGCAUCACAAAGAUGGAGAAACGAGCAAUUAGAGGAAAAAGCAAUGAUUCUGAUUCAGAUGAUGAUUAAACUGAAGUGCAUUUCUUGACCCUAAUCUUUGCUUCCAAUUCAACCUUUUUUCCCCAUCCUACUCAUUGUCAACUUUUUAAUGUUAAGAGAUGACAAAUUUUUAAUUUUUGUAGAUUAAUAAAACUGCACAUACAAUUGA